Messenger RNA from Callorhinchus milii (elephant shark), 1877 nucleotides. Its product is annotated as UPF0524 protein C3orf70 homolog B. NCBI's taxonomy places the organism in Eukaryota, Metazoa, Chordata, Chondrichthyes, Chimaeriformes, Callorhinchidae. The record is from RefSeq and is a predicted model, not a curated record. The coding region runs from base 1030 to 1809 and encodes 259 amino acids. The transcript is spliced from 2 exons.
AUGAGAGAGUUAAAGGGACGGCAGGAAAAGGAAUUCAGUCAACUUCCUUUUAAGGCAGAGAGUUGCCCUGUUUCACGUCACAGUUUACUGAGCAGAAUAAAUAGUUGGGUUUUCACGCCUUGUUCGGUGGGACUGUCCUUCACUCGAUUUUAUUUUCAACUGAACAGAAAGAGAAACUGAAAGUCCUGCGAUGAAGAGUUGUAGAUAAAUGCGGUGAAAACAGGAGUCAGAUGGGUUUUCUUUUGGUUGGAGAGAGUGUUCCUGCACCAGAACCUCUGCCGAUAGACGGGCGGGUUCUCCCCUCUGUGCUCUGUGUUUAAGGCGGAUCCUCUCUCAGUGGAAUGGACCUGACGCCCGGAAUAAAAAGGCACCGCCGCGGGGAUUUAAAGGGCAGAGAGGGGACAGCCCUGCGCUCGGUUGCAAACAUAGAACAUUUCUUACAAAAACCCUCCAAUAACCGAGAUUCCCACGAGCGAAGCAUUUUCUAAUAAUAACACACACAUAUUUACAGAAAAAGCAACGUUCGAUCGGUCUUUGUAAAUAUUUGCGGAAGAUUGUACUGCUGAUUUCCCGCUGUUAUUGCAGAACAGACCAGUGUUCACCAGUGCGGGAGAUGUGAUCUGCAAUGGCGGUGGUUUUGUUCCUCGCCUGGUGUUGACUUUUGCUGUGGGGGCAUUUGAUCGUGACUUCUACCCCCUCCCUGACCCCAACCACACACAGUCCAGUUUCCUGCGGGGAGAAUGUAUGAGCGAAACCAGCUUUUUUUGCUCGAAUUAGGCUCUACUGUGGCCAAGUCCUCACUUACCCACAGCGAUUUCCUCGGAUUUUCUGAUCUUAAGAAGCUUUGAUCUUGUAUCUUCAAUCCACCCCCCAAUUCUCAGAGCCCUCUGGAGCUGUAUUAUCCCAUUUGUUAUUUAAUCGGAGAUUUCUCUCUCUAAGUAACUUUUAGAACCAUUUUUAUUUUCCCAGUGAAUUUUUUUUUGGGUGAGAGCAGUCAUUUUUUUUCUUCUUUGCCUUGUCUGAGGGAAAAUGACAGCGACUCCUGGUGUGAGGAAGAUUCUGAAGAAUGACAAGGUGGAUGAAGCUCAGGCUCUGGCUCGGAACUGUGCGGGGCGACCGGAUUUCCACCCUUGUGAUGGUCUUUCUAUCUGUGCCACACACAGUCACGGCAAGUGCUUCAAGCUUCACUGGUGCUGCCACCUCGGAUGGUGCCAUUGUAAAUACAUCUACCAGCCUAUGACCCAUGUAGAGCAUCUGCCAAGCACCUCAAUUCCAAACAGCUCAAACAGCCACACAGACACCAUGGAUCUGUCCAUCUCGCUGAUGGAACGAUUCCUAAAGACAGCUUCUCUCUUCAGGCCUCCAGUUGCACCCGACUCGCCAAAGUACUGCAGCAUAUCAGAACUCUUUGUUGACAACUAUCAGGUCAAGAGGAUUAACGGCAAGAUGUGCUAUGUCCAAUGCCAACCUCAGACCCUUCCUGUACUGGAGCACACAAGAGCACGAGAGAGCUGCAGCAGCCUCACUCACAUCAGCCCAGAGGAUAGCAGUGUGACGGACAAGGUGCCCAUGCCACAGAUGAACCACUGCUCCUCUCCAUCUGCCUCGGAGGAUUCGGGGAUAAAUGCACUCGGGCUGCACUACACAGGGUCGUGUGAGGUAGACACUGAGGAUGAUGAGGAUGAAGAUGACUUGAGUUCCGAUGAGGAAUCCAGCCCUGAAAGCCGAUGGGACCAGGAUGAUUGCAGUCUUCUUUCUCCCUCGCAGUCCGCUGUGGAGAUUAUUGAAAAAAUUGAAACGACUGUCUGAGCUGAAAGAUCGAAAGGAUUUUUCUUUGUGUGUGUGCGUGUGAGCACGUGAGUGGUUUGUGUGGUGCA